AUGCCGUCGGUUCUGGUCAUCGUCUUCCUCGUCGAGGUGACUGCGCGUCUAGUCAAUGCUCUCGGCGCUGCAGCCAUCAACGACUUCCUUUGGACUGCGGUCAACCAUCUCCCGAUCUCGACGUCACAAGCCGCGGCGAAGCAGCGAAAGCUACAGGCCGAAUAUCUCAAAGUGCGAUCGGAGCUCAACGCGACCAGUAGCCAGGACCAGUUCGCGAAAUGGGCCAAACUACGUCGACAACACGAUAAGCUCCUUGAGCAGCUCGAAGCCACCAAAAAAUCUAUGGAAGCAUCACGCUCGAGCUUCGACCGAUACCUCACCGGCGUCCGCAUGCUGCUCACCAAGGCGCCCCAGUACAUUGUGCCCUUCUGGUACGCCAAAGAGCCCAUGUUCUGGGUGCCGCACGGCUGGUUUCCCUACUACGCGGAAUGGAUCAUCUCCUUUCCUCGAGCACCUUUGGGAAGCGUCAGUGUCGCAUCGUGGCAACUCGCUUGCGCGGGCAUGAUUGCCCUCCUGAGCGAUCUGAUCACGGGGAUAUAUGGACUGCUGUUUGCCGCCUCCAAGCGCAAGGAGGAACCGUUGAAGUCCAAGGUGGCAGCGAGCGAGAAGAAGGAGCUGUAA
Messenger RNA from Emericellopsis atlantica, 621 nucleotides. RefSeq names its product CHD5-like protein-domain-containing protein. The transcript is spliced from 3 exons. The record is from RefSeq and is a predicted model, not a curated record. Bases 1 to 621 code for a protein of 206 amino acids. Gene Ontology annotation, biological process: tail-anchored membrane protein insertion into ER membrane. Lineage: Eukaryota; Fungi; Ascomycota; Sordariomycetes; Hypocreales; Bionectriaceae. Gene Ontology annotation, cellular component: GET complex.